This is a messenger RNA of Corythoichthys intestinalis (scribbled pipefish), 2669 nucleotides long. It is a transcript of the gene mych, whose product is annotated as myelocytomatosis oncogene homolog. The coding region runs from base 239 to 1288 and encodes 349 amino acids. The record is from RefSeq and is a predicted model, not a curated record. Gene Ontology annotation, biological process: regulation of transcription by RNA polymerase II; positive regulation of cell population proliferation. Lineage: Eukaryota; Metazoa; Chordata; Actinopteri; Syngnathiformes; Syngnathidae. The transcript has 3 exons. Gene Ontology annotation, molecular function: protein dimerization activity; DNA-binding transcription factor activity, RNA polymerase II-specific; RNA polymerase II cis-regulatory region sequence-specific DNA binding.
AUCGGCCACACCUACUGAGUGUUCAAGUCACUAGCUACUCAGUCAGGCUAACCGGCACCGCACCAUGCUGUUUAGUUCUCGGUCCAACUUUGAACGCCAACAAGUUCUCCUCGCCGCCGACUAGUCGCCCUUUUUUCUCGGCCAUUUACUCCCAAGUGGACUUUAACACCCUUGGAUACUUUUCUUCCACUUUGUUGGAAUCCAUACGUGUCUUUGAACGCAUCACUUCUGCGGCAACAUGUUGCAAAGCUUCACCCAGUCCUGCGACUGGAUCUACUCGGAGCCGCUGCUAUUUGACGAUGAGUUUUUCCAGAGCUUGGUGAAGGACCUGCAGUCACUACCCACGCCGCCUCAGUCGCCCCCCGCCAAGGAGGGCGUGACCAAGCCGCUCUCCAAGGGCGACCAGCUGAGCUAUGUGUCCGACAUCCUUCUGGAGGACGGCGACAUGCAGCUCAAUUGGAACUGCGCCUUCAUCCACGAUAAGGAGGGAGGUGGCGGUGAAGGCGGCGGGGGAGGGGGGCGAACCCGCGGCUCCCCCGACGAAGAGGACGACGGUCUGUGGCGAUGCCUGGCUUCGGAGGACAAGCUGACGACGGCGUCGGUGCUGGGGUCCAGCCCGCUGCUGUCCGAUAUUGAUACGAGCAUCUUCGAGGGGCUGGCCGGGUCCACGCUGGAUUGCCAGAACCUGAUGGAGAGCCAGGAGACGGGCGAGGCCACGUCCGACUACUGCUCCACCGGAGGGGAGAUGUCCACAUACUCGUCCAGCGACUCCGAGGAAGAGAUCGACGUAGUGACGGUGGGGCGCUGCCCUUCCAGCCCCUCCCGUCGCCGCAAGCGUCCGAGCGACGAGGACGACGACGAGGAACGCCUGGCUCUCCGGCGCCACCGCUUCGAAAUCCAACUGCAGCACAACUACGCCGCGCCGCGCCCGGCCUCCCCGCCUCCCUCGUCGUCCCACCGGCGCUGGCCGGCGUCCGGCCGCCACCACCACUCGUCGUCGCGACACCCGGCCGAGACUGAGGACGAGGAGGAGCGGCGGCGGACGCACAACGUGAUGGAGCGCCAACGCCGCAACGAGCUGAAGAACUGUUUCGUGCGUCUGCGCGACAACAUCCCCGAGCUGUCGCGCAACGACAAGGCGUCCAAGGUGGUCAUUCUGAAGAAGGCCAGAGACUGCAUCCACGGGCUGGAGAGCCACGCCCGACGCUUGCAGGCCCGCCGGGAUAAACUCCGGGCUAAGCAGGAGGAGCUCAAAGCGAGGCUGCAGCGCGCCACGACGCGUUGCUGAAAACUGGAAAGAGAGACUUUCCCUUUUUUUUUUUUUUUUUGUUUUGUACCAAGAUUUCAUGCUUUCAGGAUCGAGGUGGACAUGCUAAAGUGCGCACAAAGAUGGAGACUUGACUUAUGACUGCUGACUGUUUAAAAAAAAAAAGGCAGAAAUUGGAACAUAGCUGGCAAAAAGUUGGGAUGAAGCUAAAACGACGCACGGUUUUAUUUCCAUCCUCAAGUUUUUGCUAGCGUUGUAUCCGGGAUGCCUCGUAGCCAUAGCAACCAGCGAUCCCUCCGCCGUCAAAACCUUCGGGCGGCCAUCAGGUUUUUCCGAGAGACGAGUUCCGAUAAAUUUUUUUUGUUUCGGAGGCAUUUUUGACAUUAAAAAUGUUUUUUUUUGGUGUGAUCAGCGGAUCAUAUUAGAUGCAUGAUUGACCCACAGAUGGAAAAAGAUGAUAACUAAUGGAAGUGUACAGUGGACACCUGCACCCAUGCCCCCACUUGAUCUUUGUUCACUUUAUUUUUUUAUUUGUUCACUUUAUUUUUUUAUGCAAUCCACUGCUUAUUUGCAUUCAUAAGAGAAUACAUUUGAUAAUAUUUAUUUUUUAACACCUAAUCCUGUUUGUUCACUUUUCUUUAAAGGUGAUCCAAAGCUCUUUGUAGUUUUUUUUAACACCACUCUGAGGGGAGGGCUCAGAAGGUUUUUUUUUUUUUUUUUUUUUUUUUUUUUUUCAUGAUCCACUGCUUAUUUCCUUUGUUUUCAUAUAUAAAAAUCUAAUUCUGCUAAGCUUUAAAACAUUUUUUUUUUUAAAACAAUCAAGUGCUUAUUUAUAUUUUCAAUUUUUCCCUCCUAACCCAAACCCUCUUUGUAAUUCAAUUUUUUGACACAAUCCACCACAAUUUUCAUGGGUUUUUUUGGGGGGGGGGGGGGACUUAACACCCCCCCACCCCACCUAUCGUUUAUUGACAAUUUUGUAUUUUAGAUGCAAUCCUCUUCUCUUAAAACUGAUUCCAGUGAGCUUUAAAUAUUUUUUAUACAAUCCACUGCUUAUUUAUUUAUAUUUUUCAUUUUUUUCCCUUAACCCCUCCUGUUUAUUCACUUCACCAUUUUUUUUUUUUUUUUUACGUAAUCUACUGUCCCCCCCCCCCCCAAACUACUCAUUUAGUUGACAAUUUUAGAUGCAAUCCACUGCUUAUUCUCUUAUUUAAAAAAUAUAUAUUAACCCCCCCCCCCCCCCCCGAACUGAAUCAGUUUGUACAUAGUUUAUCUCAGUCAACUCAGUUUAUUUAUUUUUUCAUAUUUUUCCUAACCCAACACCCUGUUUAUUCAAAUUGGCUGCCAAAUUACGUGGGUUUUUUUUUUUUUUUUUUAACGUAACGUGACUUUUCCUCCAACCUAU